This is a messenger RNA of Drosophila ananassae, 1316 nucleotides long. Its product is annotated as CD63 antigen. Gene Ontology annotation, cellular component: membrane. NCBI's taxonomy places the organism in Eukaryota, Metazoa, Arthropoda, Insecta, Diptera, Drosophilidae. The transcript has 3 exons. The coding region runs from base 163 to 882 and encodes 239 amino acids. The record is from RefSeq and is a predicted model, not a curated record.
CGGACAGCGGCUUCGGUCAGUUUGUCGUCCAACCUCAGCUCGGCCAGUCGUUUCAGGCAAUCAUUCAAAGUCGUCGUUAUCCAUUCAUUCGAUCUUAAAUUGGAAUAAAAUCUAUUUAUAAACUAAACUUGAUAAAAACAAAGUGAUAAAGUUAAAAUCAAAAUGCGUUCUUGCGGUCCAAGUUUAAUAAAAUAUGUUUUAUUUGCUUUCAAUGUCUUGUUUGCGAUCUCCGGAUUGGGAAUUCUUGUGGCAGGUGCCAUUGUCCUUGCCGAUGUGAAUGAAUUUAAUCACUUUGUGGAGGGUCGUGUUCUGGCCCCACCGAUUGUCCUGAUCGUUACGGGUCUGGUAAUAUUCCUGAUUGCGUCUCUGGGUUGCUUUGGAGCGAUCAAGGAGUCACCAACGCUGCUUUUGACUUUUGCAGUCCUUUUGGCCGUCAUCUUUAUCGUAGAACUGGCAGUGGGAAUCGCGGCCAGUGUUUUCAAGAAGGAUCUGGAAAUGAUGGUGAAGAACUCCCUGCAGGAAUCGAUUAAACGGUCGGAUAGUGAGGAUACCAUGGCCUGGGACAACAUCCAACGGAAGUUGAUGUGCUGCGGAGUGGACACUCCGGCGGAUUGGAGGGAGCUCAGUGCUAACAAGACUCUUCCGGCCAGCUGCUGCCAGCCACAGUUUAUAGACACCACCGUGGGACACUGUCGGGAUUCGCCGGCUCUUGGAAAGGAUAAGUAUUACCAGGACGGUUGUGUGGGAAAGCUAAAGGAUCGAAUCGAAAAGAAUGCUAUUAUCCUGAUCGGUGUUGGUAUUGGGAUUGCCUUCAUCCAAAUCCUGGGCAUCAUUCUAGCCUGCUAUUUGGCCAACUCCAUUCGGCAGGAAAGGGCCAAGUAAGCUCGUCCUUUUUUGUUAUCUCAAACUUAAAGGAACUUAACUUAAAGAUCCAGAAACUGUUGAAAUUUAUUUGCGAUUCCAAGUUAAGAAAAUGUGUCAGUCAGAAAAAAGAAAACGCAACAAACCAUCUCAAAACUCUAACUUAUUCUUUUACUUUCUAACCUGUGUCACAACUAUUUAAUUGUCUCUCUAUAUUUUCUAUUUCUUUGAAUCCUUAUAUUGUCCUUUUCUUAAAUUAAAUAUUCUACUAUCUUCUGUACUGAAAAUGAUAUCAAAAAUUUAUUCAUUCUUACCAAUCUAUCUUCCAUUCUUACUCAAAUGUUGCCUUUCGUCAAAAGUCCCAAAAUCAUAUUCAUUACUCGUUGCUUUAUAUAUUAAUACAAAUUUUAGAUACAAAUUACGUUGUAUUCCUAAAUAAAAUCAAAAUAAACCGA